AUGGACACCCUUGGCGGCAGACACAACGAGCCGAGGCUUGAGGAUGCGGGCGCUGAACAAACCACUGAGCAAACGAAACAUAAUACGUGUGAAGGAAUGGAAGGCCUCGAGUUCACCGGACCAGCUGUCGACUUACAGCCAGGGGCACAGUACCCCAAAGAAAACGAGAAAAUGGGCAAAUCUCAAGUACAUACAAGCCGACGUCAAGAUGAAUGGCCCUCUCAAACAGCUCUGAGAAAAUUCAACUCCGAGUAUAACAGUUUUCCAAUAGGCCCACAAAAGCGCCAAAAGCAAGAAAUCGAUGGAGCAGAGGGGUUUCCCGUCGCAUGGUACUGCUUUAGAGCAUUUAUUUACAUAAUUCUCCGGCAUGGCCCCCAACAAAUGUGCAACUAUAAGCUGGAAAAGACCAAAUUUCGAGACAGUGACCAGGUUAAGCAACUCCAACCUGUUUGUAACAAUAUCGGGUCAAUUUUGGAUAUUCGCAGCAAAAAUAAUCUGCUACGUCGCCGGUAUAAUUGCGACAAUAUCCAAUGUAUCGUCGGAGUCGCCAUACCAGUCAAUCCCAAUAUAAAAGUGGACGAGCAUAAUUUGAGGGAACUUGACCUCACAAAGGGGGCAUACGUCUUGAUUGAAUGGCAGAAUAUAGGUGAAGAGCAUCUCCAUCUAUUUUGCGGCAAACAGAGUUGGAUGUCGAGAUCAGCACUUUCCCGCAUGGCAACUUCAAGAAAAAGAACUGAGAUAAAUGAGAAGAUCAAGAGAGCAUAUGUAAUACAGAUGACUAAAUAUGAACAGUGGAGGAAGAGAGAAUGCCAAGAGCGCAGCAUACCUUUGAAUCCCUUCCACAACAAUUGGUCAAAACGUGGCACUCAUAAUCCCGGCCAGAAUUAUUUCAUUCACGAGAAAUCGAAAACAAACGGACCGGCCACCUCGCAUGGAACUGCCGCUGAUACUGCGGGAAAUGAUGGAGGCAAUGAUACACCGGGCAAGAAAGGUGGAGAAGCGGGUGUUGAUACCAUCCAAGGCUCACAAAUCAAAAUAGAAAACGCUGAGCGCUCGGUAAUAAGGCUAGCAAGCGCGAGAAAUUUUAGCUAUAAGUCACAUCUAGAGCUGGAGAAGGCGUUCAAAGGAGUUCAUGGCGGCCUUCGAGCGAGGAACCCUGAAGAGUACGCUUCUAGAAUGGACAUGAUAGUAGCAACUUGGCCAUCUUACAAGGACGAGAUGAUAUCGAGGGGCUUUCGAGAGGUUGGAGCUUCUCCAGACGAGAAAUCAAUAGCCAACGCCAAAACAAGAUUGAUUGCCGCAGGAAAAUGGCUGUGA
This is a messenger RNA of Penicillium hordei, 1317 nucleotides long. RefSeq lists its product as uncharacterized. Lineage: Eukaryota; Fungi; Ascomycota; Eurotiomycetes; Eurotiales; Aspergillaceae. Bases 1 to 1317 code for a protein of 438 amino acids. The record is from RefSeq and is a predicted model, not a curated record. The transcript has a single exon.